This is a messenger RNA of Acaulospora colombiana, 1128 nucleotides long. Lineage: Eukaryota; Fungi; Glomeromycota; Glomeromycetes; Diversisporales; Acaulosporaceae. The record is from the annotation of a GenBank genome assembly.
AUGAUAAAAAAAAGAAAACGGGAGACACAUGCUUCGUUUCAUAAACUAUUAGACGAUGGUAUCGAUGGUGGAAAAUCGGUUCAUGAUCAGAAGAGAAAACGAACCAACGAAAACCCGACUAGUAACACCAAUUAUAAGGAGAACGAGGACAUCGGUAUUGAGGAUGUGGAUAAUAAUGAAAAUGAAGUGGGAAAAUUUAAUGAGGAGAUAGUAGAUGUCUUAGAGAACACCGUUGAAUACUCGGAAUUAGCGGAAAAAAUUUGUUCAAUUUAUGCGGAACAAUGUUCUGAUGGAGAUUUGAUCGACCUUCGCCCAUGUUCAUCUUUCUUCAAAAUGCUUCCAAGAUCGAUAGCAAAGUCAUACCUAUCAGAAAUGGACACUAUAACGGAAUCGUUAAUUCCUGAUGAUGUGCACCAAUUCCUAGUAAAAUUCUUCUCUCAAAAUAUUUCUGAUAACGAUUGGCAAACUAAAGUUGAUGAUUUACGAUCCUCAGAGCAAAACUAUCUAAUUACUGCACUAGUACGAAUUUUACGUCGUACAUUACCACAGUUUAGCGUGAAAGCGUUUUCACUUGGAGCCCAAAACCCUCUUCAAAGCAUUGCAACAAUCGAGCAAGCGCACCUUAAUGCGUUUGUACAUCCAUGCCUAGAUAGUGCUUUAUGGAACGUAGCGAAAAUACAUUACGAGUAUGGCGAAAUUCCCUCGAAAAACCAUAUUAAUAAGGACCGUGCAGAUGGCGUUGGUUUUAUGACCAACGCUGAUAAAUUCCAAAUUGUAUAUGUGGAAGGCUCCAAGCCAGUUGCGAAGCAAGAUAAAGAAAUCGCUGACGCUGAAAAAAUUGCCCGCAAUCUGAAAAAUAUAUUUUCAAAAAUUGUAAAAGAAGUAAUCAAAAAUCAAUUGAUAUUCACUGUCAAUAUCAAUUUAGGAAAUUUUCGACUAAAUGAGGUUGAUAACGCCAACUUACCACGGGAUUUUUCGGAGAUGCAAGAUUUCGUAUAUUUUUACGAAUGUAUAUUGAAAUGGGCGUUGUUAGUUCAGAAUGUAAUAAAAUCCUUUGGCGAUGCAAGAUCCGAAAAGAGACCCUCCCGGCUCUCAUAUGCGAAUUCCCUUCUUCAACUAGAUGAGUGA